CUACCUCACGACUGCAAGGGGCUCUUCUCAGCCAUUCUCUGAACCCAUUUCUCGAAUCUCAAGUCGUCCUCGGACGCGAAUUAUUAGUCAUGUCUGGCGCCGCAAACCGGCAGGGAAAGAUGAUCAACUACCGCAUGAAGGUAACACUUCAAGAUGGUAGGCAGAUGGUUGGGCAGAUGCUCGCUUUCGACAAGCACAUGAACCUUGUUCUCGCCGACACAGAAGAGUUCCGCCGUACUCGAAGAAGGGGCAAGGCUGCACCAGGCGCAACGCAAACAGUCACCGAGACGGAAGAACGACGCGCGAUUGGACUCACCAUCAUUCGAGGCGCGCACGUCAUCUCAGUGUCAGUCGACGGUCCGCCCCCAGCAGACCCCGCCGCGCGACUUGGAGGAACGACUGGCGGUCCCACGACUGCUGCGACACUGGCUGCUGGACCGGGUGUUGCGCGACCAGCUGGACGCGGCUUGCCUGUUGGCCUGACCGGACCUGCCCCUGGUGUUGGAGGCCCUGGCCCUGGAUUUGGAGCAGGCUUCCCAGGCGCUCCAGGAUUUGGAGGACCACCCCCAGGUUUUGGUGGACGGGGAGGACCUCCUGGUGGACCUCCCGGCUUCCCUCCUGCUGGUGGACCUCCUGGCUUUGCUGGGCCCCCCGGUUUUGGUGGACCCCCUGGUUUCCAAGGACGUGGCGGACCCCCGGGCUUUGGUGGCCGAUAGACGGUGGUGUAGACACGUCUUCCAUAAAGCCUCUCGAGUCUUGCCUCGAUUCACGCGAGAUAGCAGACUGCAAGAGGAUCAACAUGUGCAGCCUACCACAUACAAAGAAAUGCCUAGUGACAACAGACGGAGAUAUUGGCCUGAGGAGAUUUGUGUAUCUGUGGGACCAUCCAAAUCAAUAUCACGUGCAGAG
Messenger RNA from Dothidotthia symphoricarpi CBS 119687, 909 nucleotides. RefSeq names its product Sm-like ribonucleoprotein. The record is from RefSeq and is a predicted model, not a curated record. Gene Ontology annotation, molecular function: RNA binding. NCBI's taxonomy places the organism in Eukaryota, Fungi, Ascomycota, Dothideomycetes, Pleosporales, Dothidotthiaceae. The transcript has 4 exons. Gene Ontology annotation, biological process: mRNA splicing, via spliceosome. Bases 90 to 716 code for a protein of 208 amino acids. Gene Ontology annotation, cellular component: U2 snRNP; U1 snRNP; catalytic step 2 spliceosome.